GGCGGCGGCAGAGCAUGGCAUUGCACAUGUACUGGCACUUGCCGUAUUGGAGCUAUUGCGGAUUACGAGAGUAGUAGUUGCGGAUAGCUCCAAUCAAGAUGGCGGACCUUAGCGACCUCAUGCUUGACCCGUCUGUAUCUGUGUCAGUCCCCUUCCCGCUCACUGCCUCCUCUUCUCUUCCAAAGCAAGCGCUGUCGCCUUGUUCGCACCGGCAUGAUGACGACGACCAAUCGACUACCGGCUGACACCCAUAUCCACAACCGCGAGGAUGAGUGGAAGAUUGAGCAAGGCCUACAUGGUGCCGCACUGCCCAUCCUAGACCAGUCCGGGCCCGAGAGCUACUUCAUCAAGCCACUCGAGUAUGUGCCGUUCAAGGAUGAGAACGCGAUCGCGUCGGUUGGCGACCGUGAUAUGCUGUUUCAAGAUGAACCAAACUGGAAGGGCCAUAUCGAGUGGGAGAACUAUCCGGAGAAGAAGGAGAAGGCGCACAAGAUCUUAAGCUCGCAGAACUUCCCACCGCCACCAGAGUACCAAAUGGGCCCUAUCCCAGGUACCAAUCCCGUGCUCGAAGGCGUUCGCUGGAAACAGUGGCAUUACGCAAUCGGCGGCGCCCUUAAGACAGUACCCGAAGAGUCAUGGGAAAUCGUUCUGAAGGAAAAGCACCCGGAGAUGCUCCACCUCCUCCAGUUUCCCUACAACGGCGAGUCGCCCAAACGCCUCACGACAGCGAAAGACAUCACGCCGAACUCGCUUCACUUCGUCCGCAACCACGGUGGCAUCCCGUACAUUUCGCGCGACAAGUACAAACUGCAGCUCGACGGUCUUGUCAAGAACCCACGCACUUUCACACUGGAUGAGCUAAUGAACCCGGAUGUCUUCCCGCGUAUGGAGAAACUUGUUACCAUCCAAUGCUCUGGUACACGGCGUAUCGAGCAGAUUGUGUACAACGCAGGCGAGGGUGAUGAGAUGAUUAAUGCUCCAUGGGCUGAGGGUGCCAUCGGUACCGCCAAGUACGUCGGUAUCAGCCUAAAAAAAGUCAUCAAAGCCUGCGGCGGCCUUAUCGAAGACGGCAAGCAUCUGGAAUUCUACGGCGCCGAAACCUACUUCAAGAAGAACAGCGCCAUGAACUACGUAGUCAGCGUGCCCUGGUCGAAGGUGAAAGCCAAUGAAGUCAUGCUCGCGUGGGAGAUGAACGGCGAGCCGCUCCCCAAGAUCCACGGCUACCCUCUCCGCGUCGUCGUCAUGGGCUACAUCGGCGCCCGAUCGGUCAAAUGGCUCUACCGCAUCAAAGCCAUCAGCAACCCGUCUCUCGCUCCCGUCCAGUCACAAGAGUACCUCUACUUCAAUCAACAAACCGGCAAGCACAACCAACGCAUGACGGACGGUAUUCAAAUCCAAGAAAUGCCCGUCAGCUCCGCCAUCAUGAUGCCCUGGAACAAGCAGGUCAUCAUCCACAACGGCAGCAUCCACUGCAAAGGCUGGGCCUACUCGGGCGGCGGCCGCUGGCCUGAACGCGUGGAAGUCUCCGCCGACGGCGGCUUCAACUGGUACGCCGUGCCCAUGGACACUAUGUCGCCGAAAGCACGCUUCGCCUGGCGAACCUGGGAGUUGGAUCUCCCGUGUGAGGCAGAAGGCUGGAUCGAGAUUCUAUGUCGAUGCUGGGACAACGCGCUCAACACUCAGCCGCUUAAUGUCCGUGCGGCGUGGAAUUGGGGCUUGCAUGUCACUUCUUCGGCGCACAGGAUUAGUGUGUAUAGUGUUAAUAAGAAGAGGGAAGUUACGAGGAAACGGCUGGAGGAGUUUGAGUCGAGGGGUGUGCCGUUUGGCCCGCUUACGGUGCCGACGGAGUGGCAGGUGCAGAGUUGGGACGAUUAUCAUGCGUACUGGAAUAAGGCUGAUCCGAGGGAUGUGGAUACCGAGUACCAUGCGGAGGAUCUGGAGGGUUGAGUGUGGUCUGCGACUCUGCUGGGCUGUUG
Messenger RNA from Baudoinia panamericana UAMH 10762, 1976 nucleotides. RefSeq lists its product as uncharacterized. Lineage: Eukaryota; Fungi; Ascomycota; Dothideomycetes; Mycosphaerellales; Teratosphaeriaceae. The transcript has 5 exons. The record is from RefSeq and is a predicted model, not a curated record. The coding region runs from base 214 to 1947 and encodes 577 amino acids. Gene Ontology annotation, cellular component: mitochondrion. Gene Ontology annotation, molecular function: molybdenum ion binding; oxidoreductase activity.